AUGCCUGGGAGAGUACGCAAGCGGUCGCCCUUGAAGCUGCCGGAGCGGCCGUACAUCGCCCUCGGCCUCGAGGGCUCGGCGAACAAGCUGGGCGCAGGCAUCAUCCGGCACGACAAGGACGGCUCUACUACGGUCAUGUCUAACGUCAGACACACCUACAUAACGCCCCCGGGCGAGGGUUUCCUCCCGCGAGAUACAGCACAGCAUCACCGGGACUGGGCCUUGACCGUGAUCAACGACGCGCUCAAGAAAGCGGCAGUAUCCUUGCACGAGAUCGAUUGCAUUUGCUAUACCAAGGGCCCGGGGAUGGGCGCGCCCCUCGUGUCCGUCGCAUUAGUGGCGCGGACCCUCUCUCUGCUAUACAAGAAGCCGCUCGUUGGCGUCAACCACUGUGUUGGGCACAUAGAGAUGGGUCGUCAAAUCACCGGCGCGCAAAACCCAGUGGUAUUGUACGUGUCUGGCGGAAAUACGCAGGUCAUCGCGUACUCGCAGCAGUGCUACCGGAUUUUUGGCGAAACGCUCGACAUCGCUGUGGGCAACUGCCUCGAUCGCUUUGCGCGAGUCAUAGAUUUGAGUAACGACCCGAGCCCGGGAUACAACAUUGAGCAGGAGGCGAAAAAGGGAAAGCGUCUGCUGCCAUUGCCAUAUGCAACAAAGGGCAUGGACGUGAGUUUAUCGGGCAUCCUCACAUCCACGGAAGCAUACACUACGGAUAAACGCUUCCGACCCAAUGGCGAUGGUGAAGACAUCAUAACCCCACAAGAUCUCUGUUUUUCUCUGCAAGAGACAGUUUUUGCCAUGCUGGUUGAGAUCACCGAGCGCGCGAUGGCCCACAUCGGCAGCAAGGAGGUCCUUAUUGUUGGCGGUGUUGGAUGCAACGAGCGUUUGCAAGAGAUGAUGGGCAUCAUGGCGAAGGAGCGCGGCGGCCAAGUGUUCGCCACGGACGAAAGGUUCUGCAUUGAUAAUGGCAUAAUGAUCGCUCAAGCUGGUCUGCUCAGCUUCCGUAUGGGCUUCCAAACACCACUUAGUAAGAGCACAUGCACGCAGAGGUUCCGUACGGACGAGGUACACGUAGCGUGGAGGGCGUAA
Messenger RNA from Rhodofomes roseus, 1089 nucleotides. Its product is annotated as peptidase M22 glycoprotease. Gene Ontology annotation, cellular component: cytoplasm; EKC/KEOPS complex. NCBI's taxonomy places the organism in Eukaryota, Fungi, Basidiomycota, Agaricomycetes, Polyporales, Fomitopsidaceae. Gene Ontology annotation, biological process: tRNA threonylcarbamoyladenosine modification. The transcript is spliced from 8 exons. The coding region runs from base 1 to 1089 and encodes 362 amino acids. The record is from RefSeq and is a predicted model, not a curated record.